Molecule: messenger RNA, 1908 nt
Organism: Enterobius vermicularis (human pinworm)
Lineage: Eukaryota; Metazoa; Nematoda; Chromadorea; Rhabditida; Oxyuridae
Source: the annotation of a GenBank genome assembly
AUGUCUCAUUCGAAUUUAUCUGGUUCAACGUCAAGUAGUUUAGUUCCCUUACAAAAUGGAAGUGGUGAGCCGUGUGAAUCAGCAGCAUGUUCACGUGCUGAUCUUACUAUGGAACGUGAUGAGUAUUUGGGCGAGUCCACUACCGCUAUGUUGGCUGAUUUAACUUUAGGCGAGAAUGGGAACGAAUUCCGUCUUAGUUAUUUGGCUGACCGUCAUCGAGUUCUGGAUACUUUCUUGGAAUGGAACGAUGAUGAGCAAGUAGAUUUUGUAAAAGUACUUUUAUAUAAGAUGCGCCAUGAACAACACGGGCAAAUCGAUGCUUUCUUAAAACCUAUUUUACAACGGGAUUUUAUAGCUCAUUUACCCGACCGUUUAGCAGUUUACGUUUUAUCAUUUUUGGAUGCCCGUUCACUCAGGAUGAGUGAAGCAGUUAGUCACGCUUGGAAGAGGGUGAUUGCUCGAGGGGCUUUGUGGCGAAAACUGAUAGAAAGGAAUAUAUCAACUGACUCAGUUUGGAAGGGUAUUACUGAUAAAAGAGGAUGGAGCAAAUUUUUUUUUAUCAAAAAGGAUGUGGCACAAAAAUUAGUGCUUCAAGAGGCAGGAUAUGAUGCUGCAGCUGUCGAACAUAAAAAGAACACAGAAGAGUCAGUUGAAAUACAGCACAAUUUUUACCGAAAUUUUUUUCCUAGAAUAUACAAUGAUAUCAAAUCUUUGAAAGACAACUGGAAGAAUGGGAGGCGCACUCUAUCUAGAAUACAGUGUAAUUCGGAGCCAAGUCGAGGUGUUUAUUGCUUACAAUAUGAUGAUGAGAAAAUUGUUUCGGGACUACGAGAUCAUACCAUAAAGAUAUGGAGGAGGAGCGAUCUUCAGUGUGCUAUGGUGCUUCGGGGUCAUACAGGAUCUGUUCUUUGUCUGCAGUACGAUGAUAAAGUCAUAAUCAGUGGAAGUAGUGAUACAACUGUUCGGGUUUGGGACGUUCAUACUGGUACACCAUUAAACGUAUUGGUUCAUCACGUUGAGGCCGUCCUUCACCUGCGGUUUCAGAAUGGAAUGAUGGUUACUUGCUCCAAAGAUCGUUCUAUAGUCGUAUGGGAUAUGAAUUCACCAACAGAUAUUGUUGUUCGCCGUGUUUUAGUUGCCCAUAGAGCUGCAGUUAAUGUUGUUGAUUUUGAUAGUAAAUAUAUUGUUUCUGCGUCUGGAGAUCGCACCAUAAAAGUUUGGUCAACCGACACGUGUGAGUAUGUCAGGACACUUAUGGGACAUCGUCGAGGAAUUGCAUGCUUACAGUAUCACGACAGAUUAGUAGUUUCUGGCUCAAGUGAUAACAGUAUACGGUUAUGGGAUGUUGAAAUUGGGAAUUGCUUGAAAGUUCUUGAAGGGCAUGAGCAGUUGGUUCGUUGUAUUAGGUUUGAUUCAAAAAGAAUUGUGUCAGGUGCAUAUGACGGGAAGAUCAAGGUUUGGGACUUGCAGACUGCUUUAAAUCCUCGUUCCCAUCCUGAAGCGGCAUGCCUGCUUACCCUUGUUGAGCAUACCGGACGAGUAUUUCGACUGCAGUUUGAUGAAUUUCAAAUUGUUUCAUCUUCGCACGAUGAUACAAUAUUAAUCUGGGACUUCUUGGAUCCAAGUCCAGGAGUAAGCGCUAUUCGGGAUGGACCUGUUCAAGAUGCGGCGCCAGGAGCAAAUGCCCAAGCUCCAUUAGCGGCUAAUGACGAUCCGUCUGAUAAUGAUGUAAGUGAUGACGAGGAAGCCCUGAAUAGAGCAAUUGCUGCUGUUGGAGAGGAAGUUGCUGCUGCUGCGGAGGCAGAGGGAAUUCGGAUCCACUUUGACGGAGAAAUUCCUGCGGAAGCUCAGAUUUUGGGGGAUAAUGAAUAUGGCCCAAUACGACGGGGAGGGAAUGGAGCUCCCUGA